Diaporthe citri is the source of this 1332-nucleotide messenger RNA. RefSeq lists its product as uncharacterized. The transcript has a single exon. The coding region runs from base 1 to 1332 and encodes 443 amino acids. The record is from RefSeq and is a predicted model, not a curated record. NCBI's taxonomy places the organism in Eukaryota, Fungi, Ascomycota, Sordariomycetes, Diaporthales, Diaporthaceae.
AUGAUGUACAAGUCCAGUUUCGGCGUUGAGUUGGAGUUUCUCGUGGCCGUUGGACUAGAGACGGAGCAAUACUCCACGCAAGAAGGAUAUGAGACUGGCCACCGACGAGGUCAGCCGGUAUUCAUCCCCGAGUCUCAAUGUGCCUACGAUGGUGUUGAUCUUUGCUGCUACAAAACGAUUCAGAGCACAAUCGAACAGCACCUUGGUAUUGUUAAUCCAGCGACCAGAGUCCUACCACCAGGUCAGCCGGUCACGGAUGAUUACGAGAGCCUCGAAGGCUACUCAAAAUGGACUGUGAAGCCGGACUACUCAAUAAUGCUACCAGAAAAUCAUGGUAUUCUGGGCAAGUUUCGUGGAUACCACUGGGUUUGCGUCGAAGUCACUUCACCAGCCCUUUGGGCUGCCCCGGAGAGUUUCAAAGAAGUCAAAAAGGUUUGUGAGCUUCUGAGGACGAACUUCCUCACUCUGAUUACAGACUCCUGUGGGCUGCACAUACAUUGGGGCCGUGGAAGCGGCUGGGUUCCCGUCCAUCACCUGAGACAAGCUGCUGCUCUGCUCUUGGCUUGUGAUCCCUUGCUGGCCCAACUACACCCCGAGAGCCGCAAGGACAACUACCAUUGCCUUAGUAAUCGUUACUUUUCCGAAGUGGCCCAGAGAACCUUGACCGCCGAACAAGUCAAUGAGUCCCUUGAUGAAGAAGCCCUGGAGCCCCUCGCGUUCGGCCAGCGCGGCGGCAGAGGGACGGAAUACGCGGGUAGCUCCCGCGUAUUUUCACGUCGCAUUGCCGCCGGUUGUCUAGAAUGGUACCCCUUUAAACCCCACCAAGUUCCAGUGAGCGUGGAAAAGUUUCACACGAGCCUCCGCGCACCCCAGAGUACCCCCAAUACUGCUCGGCAGCUACCCAUCUGUUCGCUACCGGAAGCGGUGGGUAGGUUGAUGAACAGCUCCUCGAAGAUAAGCGCAAGAAAGCUUGCGUUCAAUUUCAGGAACUAUAUACCGGGAUUCUACGGCGAGUCGGACGUUAAGAGGACAAUAGAGUUCCGCCAGUGCGCUGGAACUUUGGAUGGAGAAGAAGUGGCCGCUUUCGCUAAGUUAUUCAUUGGACUGUGCGAAUUCUCCGAAAAGACGACAAUCAAUGACUUGUGGCAUUUGAUUUUGAAAUGUGCUGAAGCUGAGGUAGCGGCGGCGGAGUGGCCUGAUGUGACAGGAGACGAUGUGUUUGACAUCUUGAUCGAAGCUGGGCUCGCCCAAGAGGCUGAAGCUUUGCAAACAGUCACUUUGAAAAGACAAAGUAAGAGCAAAGUCUCAAGGGACGAGUUGGCACAAUUUUAA